GUAUCAUACCCUAUCUUUCUUAUUUUAUAUACAAUCCCUAUUCCAGUGACUUAUAUAAAACAAUACCUUUUUUAUGAUGACUUUGGUUAGUGAUACUAAUACUCCACCACCACAACCUCCACCGCACCUCGUUAUGAACUCUUCUCUUGCCCAGGAAGAUACUGGUUCAACAACUCCUCCACCUCCUUAUACUUUUAAUUCAACUCGUCAAGAAACUAAUCAAUCAACUGAUACUCAAAGGAUAACACCAUCGAAUCAACCUGAUUUCUCUUUAUUGGAUUUGAAUCUAUUUGAAACAUGCAAAUCAACAACAUCCUAUUACAGCAGUUGCGUGAUCGAAGAUAGAUUUCUUUUAUUGGGACACUCUACGGAUGGUUUACAAGUAGUGGAUUUGAAGGCAUUAAAAGAUCAACAAAAGCCAAAAACCAUCAUAUGGAUUCAAGCUCGUCAGUUGAAACUCUUAUCUAGUUGUGGUCUUUUAUUGGUAUUACCUGACCGAAUGAAGAAAGUACGGUGUUAUUCCUUGUCAGCUAUUGUUAGGCUUUGUUAUGGUGUUCUUGAAUUGGAAUGGACGAGCCACUGUACGACAAUCUACCCCCUCGGGAAUCUUCACACGUGGUGGCAACAUACAUCAUCAUCAUCAUCAUCAUCAUCAUCAUCAACAACUUCAACAGAACAAUUAGACUCAACAAUAACAUCAUCAUUAUCUACUUCUUCAUCGAAACCUCUUGUUACACUCAAUGGUAGUUUAAGGAAACGAUAUAUGUGGGAAAACAAAGUAGCUUUAGAAGAUUUUUGUUACAAAUUGCCAAAUACCAAAGAUGCAAUCUCUAUUCAUCUCUAUCAAACAAGUGGUUAUGUCUUUGUGGCCAUUCUUCAACGCGAUCGUAUCCUUUUGUGGCAACAACAACGAAAUCAGCAACGACCCCUUACUCUAUUGAAAGAAUUUUGGAUUCCUGCGGAAGCACAGACUAUCUCAUUUGCGGACGAUCGUGUGACUCUGCGGCAUAUUGUGGCAGUAUUUCCUCAUGGAGCAUCUUUGAUCAGUAUUCAGAAUAGUAAGGUGAAAACUGUCCCAAUUGACGCUAAACUAGAGCAACUUUACCAGGCGGCUUGUUUUCGACAACAAUAUGCAUAUCAUGGAUUAUUGACAACAACGAAUCAUCAAAAUCAUCCAUCAUCAUCACCAUCAUCAAUAUCGACAACCAGAUUCACACGAUCUCAUUCAACAGGAAUGGGUACUUCAUCUCGUUCUGAUCUUCCUUUCGUUUCAACAUCAUCAUCAUCAACAUCAUCAUCAUCAUCAUCAUCAACCACAACAACGUUAGCAUCUUUAGCAUCAUCAUCUCGUCGACCUCUCAGUUUCAAUGCGCCUUCACUACAAUGGACAUCCUUAAUUCAGCUUCCUUUUUAUCCUGAUGGUCUUGCCUCAUUAACAAUGGAAUUCUCAAUCCCACCUUCCUAUGACACUGUGAUGACACGCACGCCCUUUGAAGCCACAGAUGCAGUGGCAGUACCAAGCAUGACAGCUCCACAACUCUUUUUCGCCACAUUUGGAUGUCAUAGUAUGAUCAUUGACAUGAACGGUGUUCUUUUCUCGACACAAGUCUAUAGCUGGCCUGACCCUCCUGAUGGCCAUAUUGCCUUUUUGCCAUUACGACCCAACGACUGGUACGCAGUAGGAUUUGCAAAAGAAAGUGUGAAUGUGAUGCACAUGACAUCUGCAACUUCUCAACGUAUUAUGGCUGGUGUCACCGUACGUUAUCUUGGUCAAUCUGGUGAUUCUUUGAUUUGGUCCUGUAUAGAUGGCAAAUCCAAUCAAGUGUAUUCUCUCUCACGGUCUUCUUCGUUAGAAUAGUUUUAGUAUUAUUCUUAUUAUUAUUAUACGAUACCAAAUAAUCAAUUGUAUUCAUAUCCUGUUACAUUUGUUUUUAAAUAAACCCUACUACAUUCCUUUUUUUUUUCUUAUUGGAACAUUGUAUGUUGAAAUAGUUCAAAAUAUAACAAAUCAAUGAC
Messenger RNA from Halteromyces radiatus, 2016 nucleotides. RefSeq lists its product as uncharacterized. The coding region runs from base 74 to 1858 and encodes 594 amino acids. The transcript has 2 exons. NCBI's taxonomy places the organism in Eukaryota, Fungi, Mucoromycota, Mucoromycetes, Mucorales, Cunninghamellaceae. The record is from RefSeq and is a predicted model, not a curated record.